AUGGCUGCUCGAUACACCUUCGUGGCUUUCGCCAGUGCCGCUAUUGCGAGUGCACAGUCUACAACUGAUGACCCGUACUACGAUCCCAUUUACCCCUCCAGUUACUCCUCUGCACCCUUCUGGACUGUAACCGCUCGCUAUGCAGAACAAGUCACCGAGAGUCUAUAUACAUACGGUUACACCCGUGUCAUGACUGAUACGUACACGUCAACCCGCACCAUAAAGGACGAUGUCAUUCCUACCGCUUCUCCCUAUCUCGUCACUACUUCUCGGGACUGGUACGAUACUGAUGUUCAGAUCGUGGCAUCUUACUACACCACUGGUGUUGUGGCAGAGUCUGAUCUUGUUGCUGAAACCACAUACGACUGGCACUCAACUGCAACAACAACAUCGACAACCACAAGCACCAAAUAUAGUAUGCAAGUCACAAUGACUGCACCUGCCUCAUGUCCUACACCAUUCACCAUAACAACCACUGCCUCUGUCAGCAUUCCCACGAAAGUGACGGCGCAAAUAUCUCCCUUGUCAAUUGAGACAGGUACAGCGACUGGCUCUUACGGCUCCGUCAUCUACAAGUAUGAGACAUGGUAUCUCACAGCCAGCGCUGCACCUUUCAAUCCCGCCACAGACUACUACUACGAUUACUACAUUGCCUCAUGUAGCACUCCACCACCUUCUCUUUCAACUGGCUCCGGCUCUGGCUCCGGCGGCUCAAGUUCUUACUACGACGAUUGCUACUACUGCGGGUCAUAUCUUAGGAACUGCAUCAUAGCAAUUGCCGUCAUCAUACCUUUCUUCUUCCUCUGCGGCUUCCUCGAAUCUUGGUUCUGGUUUCGCCGCCUCAUGAUGGGCAGGAGCGCCAUGCGAUUUGGUACUAUCUGCUGGGUCUUCAUCUCACUCUGGAUUCUCUGCUUCACCCGCAUGCAGGACCGUCGCAGCAAAGAAGACCAAAAGCUGCUCGCUGAGAAAUGGAGGAACAUGGGCAGUGGUGCGGCUUUCAAGGCAUGGUGGAAGUGGGGGUUCCGACACAAGUACCCAGAAGAGUUGUUGGGCCAGUUCAGCAAGACUACCGUAGGCAUUGUUCCUCCAGGUCAGCCACUGCACCCAGAGAUCUCGCAAACACCUGCUGCUGGAGGACCCGCUGCUCCCGGCCAAGUUUACUACUACGGUCCUCCACCUUCAGGCUGGGUCCGGGGACCAAACGGCGCCUUUGUGCCCCCACAAGGCUACGCCUACCCGCCUCCCCAACAAGCCGGCUUCUACGGCGACGCCGCAAAGGACGGGAGUCUAGUCUCACAUUCUCCCGUAUCAGCAAUAGGCCAUCCUCCUCCCGUUCAUUCCGCACAGAAUGCUACACACGACGCUCCUCCCUCUGCUCCUCCUAGCCCGCCGCCUCAAGCCCCUCUACCCACUACUCCCGUUCCAGCGCCCCCUGCAAAUGUGGGCGAGGCGCCAGCAAAUACUGCAUCCAAUCAACCCACUGCUCCGCCGCCAAAGAGCGAUCCCACUAAUAGAGAUUUGUACCGCUAG
Messenger RNA from Bipolaris zeicola 26-R-13, 1530 nucleotides. RefSeq lists its product as uncharacterized. Lineage: Eukaryota; Fungi; Ascomycota; Dothideomycetes; Pleosporales; Pleosporaceae. The coding region runs from base 1 to 1530 and encodes 509 amino acids. The transcript is spliced from 2 exons. The record is from RefSeq and is a predicted model, not a curated record.